Cladocopium goreaui is the source of this 1811-nucleotide messenger RNA. The record is from the annotation of a GenBank genome assembly. NCBI's taxonomy places the organism in Eukaryota, Dinophyceae, Suessiales, Symbiodiniaceae.
CUGAAAAACAUCCCAUCGUCAAGCCUGCAGGGCCACUGGCGGCGGGGCAGGGCACAUGAUCAGCUCUGUGUUAGCUGGGUGUGUUGGAACUGCCUUGGGCUAUGGCAAUGGCUCGUCCGAUAUCCUGGAUGAAUGCAUUACGGCCCGCAUGCUCCGCUUAGGAGGCACAGCUGCAGCAACUGCUUUGGCUGUGCAAAUCUGCAUUUUCGAGCGAGCGGGUAAAGGAUCCAAAGUCCUCGAGAAGAACGAGGACAAGAGCCUGGUCUUCAGAGAGGAGGAGGGCAAGACUUUGUUGGUGCCUUUGCAUCCAAAAAGCAGCUCGAAGGAGCUGAAGAAAUUCACCCUGGACGAGGUGGCAAAGCACAACAGCCGAGAUAGCUUGUGGAUCAUCGUGGACGACAUGGUCUAUGAUGCCACCAGGUACAUUGACAAACAUCCUGGCGGUCCUUUGAUGCUGGAGAAUAUGGCAGGCAAGGACUGCACGGACGUGUUUGCAAAUUACCAUUCUGCUCGUGUAUACAAACAGCUUCUGCCACCGAUGCUCAUUGGCGAGGCAACGAACGUCACGGUGCCUCCACAUGUACAGGAUUUCCGCGAGGUGCGGCAGGAACUUUUGCGUCGCGGGCUUUUCGAAACCGACAUGCGUUUCUAUGCGAAGAUGGCUGCAUGGCUCAUCUCGCUCUUUUUGCUUUCUUUGUACCUUUCGAUAGGCUGCACCUCUAGCACCUCGCACAUGCUGGGUGCGGCCGUCAUGGGAAUCUUCUGGCAGCAGCUGGCCGGAAUCGGCCAUGACAUGGGCCACAGCGGCAUCACCCACAACUUUCACUUCGACCAUUCAUUUUGCUCGACCCUGGUGGCUUUCAUGGGCAUCUCAGUUUGUUGGUGGAAGAGAAAUCACAAUACCCAUCACAUUGUGUGCAAUUCGAUCGAGCACGAUCCGGACAUCCAGCACCUCCCAGCCCUUGCGGUGACGCCGGAGAUCUUCAAGAAACCGUUUUGGAGUACUUACUACAAUGAACUCAAAGCCAUGGAUGCCGUGGCGAGGUUCUUAGUGAGCUUCGAGCACAUUCUCUUCUAUCCGAUCAUGAUGGUGGCGAGGUUCAACCUCUAUGCUCAGUCAUUGAUUCAGCUAUGUGCCAAGGAGCCUCUGCACUAUAGACAACGCGAGCUGAUUUGCUUCGCCGUCUAUUUCCUGUGGAUUGGAAAACUGGUCCUGUCUCUUCCCACCUGGAAGGAGACGAUCGGCUGGUUGCUGGUGAGCCACGCCGUCUCCGGGCUUCUCCACGUGCAGAUUUGCUGUUCCCACUUUUCCAUGGAGAAAUACCAUGGUCACGCGUACAACGAUGAGAAGGAUGAGUGGUACAUCACGCAGUUGAGGACCACCAUGAACUUCGACACGCCUCCAAUGUUGGAUUGGGUUCACAUUGGUCUGCAGUUCCAGAUCGAACAUCACCUUUUUCCUCGACUUCCUCGACACAACCUCCGCGAAGCACGGAGGUUGGUGAAGGAGGUGUGCAAAAAGCACCAGAUCCACUACCACGAACCCGGUUUUUUCCAGGCGAACCUUGAGACCUUGCAGUGCUUGUGGCACACGGCCAAGGCUGCUCGCUUGACAAAGAAGGGCGACAGUGGAUUCUACGAGAGCAUCCUCUGGGAUGGAUUGACACUCAACGGCUAGGACAUGCAUCGCGAUCGCGGGGUUUCGCGGUUUGUUGCCUUGGGCGAACUGCGAAGCGUUUGCAGCGAAGCGUUUGCCAGCAGGGUUUUCUGGUGAACACCUACCACCUGAGACCAUGGCCCAUAAAUGCUGG